Messenger RNA from Kuraishia capsulata CBS 1993, 1338 nucleotides. RefSeq lists its product as uncharacterized. Bases 1 to 1338 code for a protein of 445 amino acids. Gene Ontology annotation, biological process: mRNA splicing, via spliceosome; spliceosomal tri-snRNP complex assembly. The record is from RefSeq and is a predicted model, not a curated record. Gene Ontology annotation, cellular component: U4 snRNP; U4/U6 x U5 tri-snRNP complex; precatalytic spliceosome. The transcript has a single exon. Lineage: Eukaryota; Fungi; Ascomycota; Pichiomycetes; Pichiales; Pichiaceae.
AUGUCGGCAGCUAAUUUAUUGGGAGACUUAUCAAGUGAUGAGGAUGAGAAUCCAAGUCAGGAGUUUGAAUCCCCCGACUUGACUAUGGAAGAUGGAGCCCUCGAACUUGAAUCGGAAGAGGUUGUGCGAAGAGCCUCUCUGCAUCUGAAAGGUAUCCAGAAAACUAUUGAGGGCAUUGAAGAGGCGCAAAGUAUGGAGAUUGACCAGAUUGAUAAAGCUUCAGAAGUAGCCUUUCUGGGGAAGGCAAAUAGUCAACUUGACGAAAUCGCAAACGAUAUAGUAGAGAUUCACAACUUCUUGAGGAUCCAUUACACCCCGGUUUUUCCUGAACUGAGUUCUCUUAUAGGCAACCCUAUAGAAUAUUGCAAGAUUGUGCGGAUAAUACAAAACAAUCUUGAGCUUGCAUCUGAUGAAAAUUCCCGGCUGAAAGAAUUUCUUUCUGGCGAUAAGAUAUUGGUGAUAUCGAUGUCCUCCUCAUUGCUGAGACAAUCUCACCACGACGUCCGUCUCAGCGAAAGGGAGAUGGCCGUUGUUGUUGGGGCUUGUGAUCUUGUUAUACAGCUAGACACUGCUAAGUUGGUGAUCACACAAUACAUUGCUUCAAGGGCACCCAUACUUGCUCCCAAUCUGACCGUGUUGUUGGGACCUGUGGUGGCAGCUCAGAUGAUAUCCACCUUGGGCAUACAAGGACUGGCCACUGUUCCGGCCUGUAAUUUGGCCUCUCUUGGAUCGAACCGGGUGGUAGGCACAGGGAUUGGUGGAGGUGGUAUAAGGAACAAAGGCUACAUAUAUUCGGCAGAGAUUGUUCAAAAUGUUCCGGAGGAGUUCAGACAAAAAGCCAUGCGUAUGUUGUCUGCAAAGGUUGUCCUGGCAGCUAGGGUGGAUUUGUCUACCAAGACAGACCUGAACACAUAUGCUGGAGACCUUGGAGAUAAAUGGAGACGGGAGCUGGUGCAGAAGCUAGAUAAAUUUCAGGCUCCCCCGGAUAACGCAGCCACUAAAGCUCUGCCACUGCCAGUGACCGCUCCCUCUAAGAAAAGAGGCGGUAGACGUUUCCGGAAACUCAAGCAACAGUUCGAAAUGUCAGAACUUGCCAAAGCCCAGAAUAAAAUGGCUUUCGGUGAUCAAGAAGAAACCAUCACCAAUGCUUAUGGUGAAGAAAUUGGUCUUGGCUUGGCUGGCAAGAACUCAUCAAGUGGGGUGUACAGGGCCAUAAGCUCAAGUGCUACUACGAAGGCCAAGAUGACGAAAGCAAUGGAGAAGAGGUUGAAUAAAGCUUUAGAGAUGGGAGAAGGCAACAGUAAUCUAGUGAGGACUCUUUUAUCGAGUGACAAAUAG